Messenger RNA from Darwinula stevensoni, 858 nucleotides. Lineage: Eukaryota; Metazoa; Arthropoda; Ostracoda; Podocopida; Darwinulidae. The record is from the annotation of a GenBank genome assembly.
AUGGAACCGGUGGUUUGCGCGGGCCGAUGGAAUAGGUGGAAUGCGGAGAAGUCUCAUCCGGAAAUCCCUGAAUUAACAUACGGCGGAGUCGAGACGAUUCGAGGAACUCUGGAUGGGCUUAAUGGGUGGCUCGAGUCUCUCCUCGGGACGCAGCUCUUCCUCAGCGCCGCGUACAUCCUCAUCGUUACGGGGGCUGUCGUCGUGCUCCUUGCGUUCCUGGGAUGCUGCGGGGCGAUCAAGGAAGUCAAGUGCAUGCUGCUCACUUAUUCCACACUUCUCUUCCUGCUCUUCGUCGUCUUGCUCGUGGCUGGGAUCUUGGGGUACGUGUUCCGGGGCAGGGUGGAGGAGUCCAUCGAUGGGGCCAUGAAGAAGGCCUUGAUGGAAUACGAUGACGAAAAGGCGGACCCCAUCAAGAUUGCUUGGGACGAUGCGCAAAGAAAGUUCAAGUGCUGCGGGAUCGACAAGGCGGAAGACUGGAAAUUGAACGAUAAACUCAAGGGCCGUUUCCCGAGCAGCUGCUGUCGGGUCGAAGGGAACGAUAAAUUGAAGUGCGAGGAUAACGAGAGCUACACAUGGAGUGAAGGAUGCAAGAAUAAAUUGGAGACUUACGUCCAGGAUCACGGCACUGUCAUCGGGGGCGUUGGGAUCGGCAUCGCUGUCCUUACGCUGUUGGGGAUAGUUUUUGGGUGCGCCCUAAGCAAAAAACCUUUUGGCAUUCGCUCGCCGGGCGAGAGCGGCCCCGACAAAGAGGCGACCGUGCCGCUCAUCAACGUGGGAAUCCCGAAAAUCACCUGGAGAUGUGUGCCACUGCACCCCUCAGAUCACAGACCGUCGUAUAUGUCCCUGGAACACUUGUGA